AUGCCGGCCAAGCUCAGCAUCAACGAUGUGGAUGUCGCUGGAAAGCGGGUCUUCAUGAGAGUGGACUUCAACGUGCCACAGGACAAGGCCGACCCCACCAAGAUCACCAACACACAGCGCAUUGACGGGGCCCUGCCUACCAUCAAGAAGGUGUUGGAGAAGGGCGCCAAGUCCGUCGUCCUUGCUUCCCACCUCGGCCGCCCCGAUGGCUCCGUCGUUUCGAAGUACUCGCUGGCCCCAGUGGCCAAGAUCCUGGAGGAGAAGCUGGGCAAGCCAGUCACUUUCUGCACUGACUGCGUCGGGCCAGAGGUGGAGGCUACGUGCGCUGACCCCGCGGCUGGCAGCGUGAUCCUUCUGGAGAACCUGAGAUUCCACGUGGAAGAGGAGGGCAAGGGAGUUGAUCCCGAGGGCAACAAGAUCAAAGCAGACAAAGAGAAGGUAGCAGCAUUCCGGGCAUCCAUCAGGAAACUUGCGGACAUCUACUGCAACGAUGCCUUCGGAACUGCACACCGUGCACACAGCUCCAUGGUUGGAGAGGGUUUCGACGUGAAGUGCGCCGGCGAUCUCAUGGGCAAGGAGCUCGAGGCUUUCGCGAAGGUCCUGGACAACCCCGCCAAGCCCGUGUUGGCCAUCCUCGGUGGUGCAAAGGUCAGUGACAAGAUCCAGCUGAUCAUGAACAUGUUGGACAAGGUGAACAAGAUGAUCAUUGGUGGCGGCAUGGCUUACACUUUCCUCAAGAUCAAGGACAGCAUGUCCAUCGGAACCUCCCUCUACGAUGAGGAAGGGGCCAAGAUCGUCCCUGAGAUCCUGGCCAAGGCGGAGAAGCUCGGUGUGGAGAUCAUCCUCCCCGUCGACUUCACCUGCUCCUCCAAGUUUGGCGAGGAUGGUGAGAUCAAGGAAGGUGUGACCAAGGAGGGCGGCAUCCCUGAUGGCUUCAUGGGCCUGGACUGCGGCCCAAAAUCCGUGGAGUUGAAUGCCAAGGCCGUGGCGGAGUCCAAGACCAUCAUCUGGAACGGCCCGAUGGGCGUCUUCGAGAUGUCGAAGUUCGAGAUUGGCACUAAGAAGCUCAUGGAUGCAGUGGUCGAGGCAACCGGCGCAGGUGUGAUUACUGUCAUCGGCGGUGGCGACACGGCCACUGCAUGCAAGAAGUACGGCACAGAGGACAAGGUCACCCACUGCAGCACUGGCGGCGGCGCUUCUCUUGAGCUCCUGGAGGGUAAGGAGUUGCCAGGCCGGGCGUAG
Molecule: messenger RNA, 1242 nt
Organism: Symbiodinium necroappetens
Lineage: Eukaryota; Dinophyceae; Suessiales; Symbiodiniaceae
Source: the annotation of a GenBank genome assembly